Phodopus roborovskii (desert hamster) is the source of this 2328-nucleotide messenger RNA. It is a transcript of the gene Tbccd1, whose product is annotated as TBCC domain containing 1. Gene Ontology annotation, biological process: maintenance of Golgi location; maintenance of centrosome location. Gene Ontology annotation, cellular component: spindle pole centrosome. The transcript has 7 exons. The record is from RefSeq and is a predicted model, not a curated record. NCBI's taxonomy places the organism in Eukaryota, Metazoa, Chordata, Mammalia, Rodentia, Cricetidae. Bases 162 to 1745 code for a protein of 527 amino acids.
AGAGAACAAACUUAUUUCAAAUAAUCUCGAUCUCGUAGGAAAGAGGCCUGGUACCUUAUAGAGAAGCCGCCGCAGAGACCGACUUAAGUUCAGAUUCGGCUUCCAGCACUUCGCAGCGGUAUGCAAAGAAACCUCUUUGUCCUGAUGACUUCAGAGAUACUAUGGAUCAGUCCAGAGUUCUCCUCUGGGUAAAGGCAGAACCUUUUAUAGUGGGUGCCUUGCAAGUGCCACCUCCACCCAAAUUCAGUCUUCACUACCUCAGGAAGAUAGCCAACUAUGUGCGGACACGGGCCACAGAAGGUGCCUUCCCGCGCCUCUAUUGGUCUACAUGGAGACACAUUGCGUGUGGAAAGCUGCAGCUGGCCAAGGACCUAGCAUGGCUUUACUUUGAAAUAUUUGAUAAUCUUUCUUUGAGGACACCAGAGGAGCGCCUGGAAUGGUCUGAAAUUUUGUCCAACUGCAUGACCGAAGAUGAAGUUGAAAAGCAAAGAAAUCAGCUUUCAGUGGACACCCUGCAGUUUCUACUCUUCUUGUACAUCCAGCAGUUAAACAAGAUCUCCCUGCGGACAUCCUUGAUUGGGGAAGAGUGGCCCAGUCCCAGAAGCAGACCUCAGUCCCCUAGCCUCACAGAAAGGCCCAGUUGUCACAACAAGAAUUGGAAUGACUACUGUCACCAGGCUUUUGUCUGUGACCAUCUGUCAGAUCUCCUCGAGCUGCUUCUAGACCCAGGACAACUUAAUGUGUCCUUCCACUCAACCCACAGUAGUGUACUCUCUCGAGAAGCCAUCCUGGCGCUCAGUUUCCUCAUCGAAGGCACUGUAAGCAGAACCAGGAAGGUCUAUCCCCUUCAUGAACUUGCACUGUGGCAACCGCUGCAUGCAGACAGUGGCUUCUCAAAGAUCUCUAAGACGUUCUCUUUCUACAAGCUGGAAGCCUGGUUGCGAGCCUGUUUGACUGCAAAUCCAUUUGGCCCAUCUGCUUGCCUCAAGUCUGGAAAGAAAUUGGCUUGGGCUCAACAAGUUGAAGGUGCAACCAGAAGAGCUAAGAUUGCUUGCAAUGCUCACUUGGCCCCUCAGGUGCACCAAAUGGUGGUGAUGAGCCAGGUUUACAAGCAGACGCUGGCCAAGAGCUCAGACACUCUAGUGGGAGCACACAUCAGGGUUCAUCGCUGCAAUGAGUCUUUCAUAUAUCUGCUCUCUCCCUUGCGAUCUGUGACAAUUGAAAAAUGCAGGAAUAGCACCUUUGUGUUGGGUCCUGUGGAGACGGCCCUUCACCUCCAAGACUGUGAGGAUCUAAAAGUCAUUGCUGUUUGCCACCGACUGUCCAUCUCUUCUACAACAGGCUGCACCUUUCACGUUAUGACACCUUCACGCCCACUCAUUCUCUCUGGGAACCAGAAUGUAACUUUUGCCCCGUUUCAUACCCAUUAUCCAAUGCUUGAGGACCACAUGGCCAGGACUGGUCUUGCUACAGUACCUAACUACUGGGAUAAUCCAAUGGUUGUGUGCAGGGAAAGUGAUACAGGAGUCUUCCGGCUCUUGCCGCCUUGUGAGUUCUACGUAUUUAUUAUUCCCUUUGAGAUGGAAGGGGACACAACAGAGAUACCUGGGGGUCUCCCCUCUGCUUACCAGAAAGUACUGGCUCAAAGAGAGCGGAAGAUACAGAUCUGGCAGAAAACUGUCAAGGAGGCUCAGCUGACAAAGGCUCUGGAAACACGAGGAGUAGUAGAGGAAGGUGCCCACUGAAGACUGCAUUGGAAAGGCAUCCUUGUUGCCUUCGAGACCUCAGGCUUUUCUGUCUGUCAAACUCCUUUUGUUGGUUCCUGUUCUGCACUCACUUAGGUUAAAUUUAGCUUCUGACUUUCAUAGGAACUUCUUAACCUAUGGGAGGCUAUAAGACGCACAUGUGUCAUGCUGAAAUGGAACACUGGCCCAGGCAGAUUUCUAUGUACAUUAGUGCCUAAGUGACCAAGUGUAGGCUCACAAGCUUGUUUGUAUAGUGAAAGGGAUUGUCCUAGCUGGAAAGGUUAGCCAGGUGUGGUGGCACAUGCCUGAACUCGGCCCUCAGGAGGCAGAGUCAGACAGAUCUCUGUGAGUUCCAGGCCAGCCUGGUCUACAUUGAGAGGACCCUGUGUCUGAAAAAACAAGAGUUGUAUGGUUCUUUGUGACUAUUUAAAAGGAAAUUGCUACUUUCUUUUGAAAAAGAAUGACAUUAUGGUCAGUUGGUGUGUAAAUAUAGCAGAGAUAGUUUUAUAAAAUGGUAUUUUAAGCCUUAAAGUAUAAAACACAUGAAAUUGUGUAAAUUUUUUAUUAUUAUUUCCUACUUCAA